Lactuca saligna is the source of this 2260-nucleotide messenger RNA. Lineage: Eukaryota; Viridiplantae; Streptophyta; Magnoliopsida; Asterales; Asteraceae. The record is from the annotation of a GenBank genome assembly.
UCCAACCAAACAAUUUAUUAAAUUAGAUUUAAAUUCAAAACAUUCUCCACAGCAAACAACAACUAAAUAUUAACCCUAAAUAUUAUCGUUAAAAGAAAAUAUUGUAUGAAAAAAUAAAUAAAACAUAUAAAAAAGUAAAAUUACUACUCAUGGCCAUCGUUCUCGUUACAUAAAUGCAAGGUCGGCAAAGACAGCAUUGGAAAUGAAAUGGGUGUGCGUAACUGCACCUAUCGUUCACUUCACUACAGGAAAGGAAGCUUUGGCGGAGGUGACGAUGGAGAGGAGGGGAGUUACCACUUACCGGUGAUCUCUUUCACUACUAAUUUUUGAGUUAGGUGGGAGUUGCUCGUCUGCACUCUGACCAGUUUCAAUAAAUUGCACCCAACGCCCUUCAUCCCCCCAAUCAAUUCACUUUCCGCUUUUCAAAACCCCCGGCCCCACCACCUCUCCGAUCACCAACCGCCGAUGACAUCCCAUUUCUUUAUUUCUUUCUCUUUCUUUACUUAUAGACAUGCAAAGAUGUUUUGAUUAGAGCUCAAGUGAACCAAGAGAGCCAUGGGAUACUCCGCCGUCGUCAGUUCCGAUGGGCCGGUGAGAAAUGCUGCUGAUGAAGUGUCAAGAAUCGUCGAACAAAGUAAAGAGUUGCAGGAUUCUGCAACAUCCUUAAUUUCUCGAACAUCUGAGGAGGAAGCAUCCCUCCGACAGCGAGCUCUAGCUCUCCGUUCGAACAUCAAAAUGCUCCGAUCAUUCAUCGCUUCUUCCCUCAAGAAAGGCAAUUUAGAUCCUAAGAAUGCUGCAAAAAUGAUUGAAGACUUAACCAGAGUUAAUUUUGCAUUAAAUGAAGGUGAUGCAGCUGCAUAUCUUCCCUGCAAAUCCCAUGGACGGUUUUUGAGGAUGUUACUUGGCCCGAUAAAUGUUCGUGCUAACAGAAAGGACGUUCAACUGAAAGUUAAAGAGGAGUACAACAAUUUCAGGGAUACAACUGCGUAUCUGUUUCUUCUUUUUCCAUCAUUGCUACUGGUACUACGAACAUGGAUGUGGAACGGAUGUUUUCCUGCAUUGCCUGUGCAGCUUUACCAGGCAUGGCUACUCUUUCUCUACACAGGCUUGUCAUUCAGAGAAAAUGUACUCCGGGUUAAUGGAAGUGAUAUUCGUCCAUGGUGGAUUUACCAUCAUUAUUGUGCUAUGGCUAUGGCACUCAUCAGUCUGACUUGGGAGAUAGAAAGGGAACCUGAGUGUGCCCAGAAGCAGAAAGGGAUACAAUUGUUCUUAAAAUGGGCAAUCAUGCAAGGAAUCGCGAUGUUGUUACAAAAUAAAUACCAAAGGCAGAGACUCUAUACACGUAUUGCACUGGGAAAGGCUAGAAGAAUGGAUGUUGUUUGGGGAGAAACGGCUGGAGUAGAAGGUCAAUUAUGGUUCUUGUGUCCUAUGCUCUUUGUGUUGCAGGUUUUUGAAGGUUACGUUGGUGUUUUAUUACUAAAAACUGCCAUGGUUGGUGUCAUCUCUGAAUGGCAGGUUGUAACCUGUGGAGUUCUUUUGAUCACCAUGGCUGUUGGGAACUUUGCAAACACAGUGGAGACUCUUUUAUUGAAGUCCCGAUUCAAAGCAAAAAUGAAAAAAGGUAAACAAACAGAAAUCUAGUCAUGGAUCUUAGUUUCUGUUUCUUCUAGUUGUAUCAGAUUACGCGUAUAUGUAGACAUACUUAUCCAUGAUUCUUGGGUAUAACUUGUUUAUGAGAUAAUUAAGUUUGCAGUUGAUUUAAACGAGUUUGUUAACGUUGAUGGUUUUUUGGAAGUUAUUAGGUAUGGUAGGGUGGUUAUAUAUGCAUGUAUGGGUUAGACUAUUAGACGAUGGUGGGGUUAGGUCUUGAUUGUUGGGACUCAAAUAGUCAAAUGUAAGGUAGGUGCGAGUCAUGUUGAGUUUGUGUGGUUUUAUUAAUGAAAUGGUGCAAGUUUGGUAGAAAGUAAAUGGGGAACCAUUUGGGUCCAUGUAUAUGGUACACUAAGGUGAACCAAUGUGGAUCGAGAAGCCAACUUAGAGAGUUGAAGAUACUUUGGUUAAGCCCAAUUAGCCUACAAGUACAUUGGCAAGGUCACUCAUUGGGUGGACCUAUGCUCAAGGCCCAAGGUGAUAUCUCUUGAAACAUUUUUGUAGUAUUUCACUAUUUUAUAGAAGAGAGAAUGAAAUGAAUAAUAAUUGUAAUUAUGAUGAUUUGAAGUAAUUUUGAAUUUUGAUUUUUCGGUGGAAUCUACGAAAAUAC